UAGGCGCGCGGGACGCGGACGCGGGAAGGGCGGGAGGAGCUGCGAAAGGGAGACAGAACAAGGCGGUGGACGAGCUAGUGGUUCCAGGGGACGUGUUGCGGAUCGGCCUGAACGAUGAGGAUUUCGAAGCACGCGUAGAGGCCGUGGAUGUGGCGGCGGGUGGAAGCCGGGGCGAGGUGAGGCUUGAGGGGGCGUGGGCAUGUGAAGACCAGCGGAAGGCGCUUGUGUUCAAAAGGGGGCCCGCCACGAGGAAAAAGGCGUACGCGGACUUGCUGCUGGCCAAGGAGAAGGAGCAGAAAGGGAUGACGGACCAGCUCCACGAGGCGGGAUUUGCCUCCAUUUUCGCCGUGCUCGAGGGCGGGGACCUGUCCUGCCCGAUUUGCCUCUGUACGGUCAGCGAGCCCACCGUCACGCAGUGCUGCCACGUAUACUGUCAGUCUUGCAUAUUGGCGCAGAUAGAAGAAGCGCAGAAACAGCACGAGCUCCAUGGAGGCUACGGGGGCCUAGCCAACCUAGGCACUCGCUGCGCUGUUUGUCGGAAGCCAAUCUCGCAGAAGAGCUUGAUGCGC
Messenger RNA from Nannochloropsis gaditana CCMP526, 569 nucleotides. RefSeq names its product chromatin remodeling complex subunit. The annotation marks the transcript as partial. The record is from RefSeq and is a predicted model, not a curated record. The transcript has a single exon.